UUAGCAGAACAGAGCAUGGGAGUUAAACACACAGAAUACAAUCGAAAGAUUUGUUAUCUAGAAACUUACCAUUAGCUAAUUUAGUUUUUUCUGUUUAUACUUUGUUUAUUUAACACUCUAACUUUAUCUCUUUAAAACUAGCUAGUUAACUCUGGUUUAUACAGGGCCAAGAACUAAAAACGUGUCGAUGUUUCAUUCAACUUUUACCAAAGUAUUCGUUAUGUAAUUACUUAUUGUCUAUUAAUUCAGCACUUAUUGUGAUAGAGUUCUGUUGUUCAGUUCUGAUGUAACACCUGACACUUUUAAGGCUUUUAAGUUAACUUAGUUACAAUAUACAAUAUUUAGUCUAACAAGAAGAACAAAAAUAGGUGUUUUACAAGAUAAGUAAAUGUUUUUAAGUGAGUGGUUAAAGAGAAUAGAUAGAGGCAGCAUAAAUAGAAAGCAGGUUAAAAUAAACAAAUGAAUAUACUUUUGGUAAAAGACAAGCGAGCAAUACAACGACAAUAUAUUAACGUUAACAUGAACUACUUAUUAACGUCUUAUCAAUAUUGUACCGUUCUUUCUUUUCAAGAUGCACAGGACGUCCAUGUGCAAGGGCUAAAUAAGCAGUUCUGCUAAGCAUCACUGCUGGAUAUAACAUCUCUACCCUGUAAUGAACAGAACUUCUCAAAACAUUGCAGUUAUUCCUGUGGAAUCUUGCUUUUUGUUCAACUAUGUCCGAACUUACUCUUAACUUGAACUUCAGUGGCCCUGGCCAUAACGAGAGCCAAGAGAAACCCAGCGGUAACGCCAGACACCAACAAUUUCUUAGAAAGAGGCGCUACCUGGAGCAUAAGGGGUUUCUGAAUAACAAGCAAAACAAAAAUAACACCCAAAAAGGAAAAGACAAAAGAGAGAAAUUGCAAAAAGAAAGGAAAAGAAAUGACCAUGCACAACCCAGUGCUGUUUUCCCCAAAUUUACUACUCUAAAGCCCGAAUUGUCCACAAAUCCCUCCAAUACCAUGCAGGCCCACCAUGGAAACUCUGCAACCAUCAAGGAAUUUUCAGUGGCUUCAAAGUCAACAUCUAAAGCAGGAUCCAGUUCAGCAUUGCUCAACCCGUUGAAAUAUGUCGCCCUUGACUGUGAGAUGGUAGGGACAGGUCUCAAAGGUCAUUGCAGUGAACUGGCCCGCUGCAGCAUAGUCUCCUAUGAUGGGGAUGUAAUUUAUGACAAAUUCAUCAAGCCGGUUAAUCCAGUCACAGAUCUUCGCACUCGGUGGAGUGGAAUAAGAUGGCAUGAUCUUCGUAAAGCAACACCCUUUGAACAAGCCCAGAGAGAGAUUUUAAACAUCCUCACUGGGAAAGUGGUUGUGGGCCAUGCUAUUCAGAAUGAUUUUAAGGUUUUGAAAUAUUCCCAUCCUGUCCACUUAUUGCGAGACACCUCACGGAUUCCCAUUCUGAAUCAGAAAGCUGGUCUUCCUGAAAACCAACCUGCCUCCCUGAAGACCCUGACAAAGCUUCUGUUGAACAAGAAGAUACAGACUGGAAAAAAGGGCCAUUCUUCAGUAGAAGACGCAAAAGCCACCAUGGAGCUAUAUAAAACAGUAGCAGUAGAAUGGGAGAGGACUUUGGCUUCAAGAACUGCUUUAUAAAGGAAAAAACUGCCAAGUGUUUUUCUUAAUUAAAGUUAAAUUUUUUAAAAAUGA
Tachysurus fulvidraco (yellow catfish) is the source of this 1685-nucleotide messenger RNA. It is a transcript of the gene isg20l2, whose product is annotated as interferon stimulated exonuclease gene 20-like 2. Lineage: Eukaryota; Metazoa; Chordata; Actinopteri; Siluriformes; Bagridae. Gene Ontology annotation, molecular function: nucleic acid binding; exonuclease activity. The record is from RefSeq and is a predicted model, not a curated record. Gene Ontology annotation, cellular component: nucleus. Bases 714 to 1631 code for a protein of 305 amino acids. The transcript is spliced from 3 exons.